ACAAACUGUUUUCUUCUCGGUGUCUCUAAACAUGACCGCGUGCAACUAAACUGCUUACGCCAACAAAUUGCAAAACAAGUUAGAAGAAGGCAAAUACUGGUAGCAGAAGCGUUUCUCAUUCUCUCGUGUUUGGGAAGGAACGUUACCUUCCAUGCCACACUUUGAAAUUCACACCAAGCAUACAAGCGAACGAGUUUCCUCGCCCCUAGCGCUGCGGUGCCCACGCGGAGAGCUGUUGGCUGCCCACUCUCUACGCUACUGAGGAAGCCUGCCGCUGUCCCUCUCUCCCCUUCUCCUCCGGCUGUCCGCUUGUUUAGUGACUGACUGGCCAGCACCAAUUGCCAGCAUUCUUUUGAGCGCUCAUUGCUUAUGUGUGUCACAUCGCAGCGCUAUUCCCUCGCACGCCCCUCUCCUCGCUAAUCAACCACCCUCCCCCUUCUCCUCCCCUCCUCCUCUUCGCCGUGCCUUUUUUUUUUAUCUAAAGAAGAUUGGCUCCUUUCUCAUUGAGCUCUUCUCUCAGCGGGGCCAAAUCUGAAGAUAAAAAAGAGUCAAUGCGCGGCAGCUCUUUCAGCGAGUUUGCGUCCCGCUUCUUGCGAGUGUUUCGUUUGUGGACUAACGGAGUAAUGAAUGGAAGGAUGGGAAGACAGACGGUGCCGUGCACUUGGAAGUAAUUUGGACGGAGUUGGAUCUGUACUGUUUGCGUUAGGUCCCCUGAAUGAACACACGCACACUCGGAGAAGCAGAGUACAGCGCAAAGCUUGUCCCUGAAGUGCGUGCCAGUGAUUUGCACCCAGCACAAGGGUGAUGUGCGCGUGCUGCGCCUCUCAGUCAAGGAUAGAAGAAUGAUGGGAUGGCGUUAAAUAUGGGCCACAGGGCAGACACACAGGCCCUUUUCCUCCGCCUUGCCCUCCUGUUUCUCUGUUUGGCGUGCUGCUGGUGCCAGGGCCUCCAGGACUCCAUUGUUUUGCCCACUUUUCACUUCACACAUCCACUUUACAAUGCCACCGUCUAUGAGAACUCUGCUGCGCGGACCUAUGCCAACAGUAAAAUUAAAAUGGGAAUUACCAUUGUGCAUCGCUCAUGGGAUAUAAAGUACAGAAUCAUUUCAGGAGAUGAAGAAGGCUUUUUUAAAGCAGAGGAAUUUGUAAUGGGAGACUUUUGUUUUCUCAGAAUUAGGACUAAAGGUGGAAAUUCAGCCAUUUUGAACCGUGAGAUUCAGGAUAAUUAUUUGCUCAAUAUAAAAGCCUCUGUUCGAGGAGAAGACUUGGAAGCGUGGACUAAAGUGAAUAUACAGGUUUUAGACAUGAAUGACCUUCGACCUUUGUUCUCACCCACGACGUACUCUGUAACGAUAGCUGAGAGCACCCCACUAAGAACUAGUAUUGCUCAAGUGACGGCAACAGAUGCUGACAUUGGAUCCAAUGGAGAGUUUUAUUAUUUCUUCAAGGAAAAGGUUGACACUUUUUCCGUUCACCCCACCAGUGGCAUCAUUUCUUUGAGUGGCAGGUUAAACUCUGAUGAGAAAAACAGAUAUGACCUGGAAAUCCUGGCAGUUGACCGUGGAAUGAAGCUUUAUGGGAACAAUGGAGUGAGCAGCACAGCCAAACUCUUUAUUCACAUUGAACGUAUCAAUGAGCAUGCCCCCACUUUAAGAACUGUCACUCACACCCCCUCACUUCUUGAUAUAGAUCCUACCUUUGCAGUUGUUAUGGUUGAAGACCUGGAUGAGGGUGCAAAUGGAGAAAUAGAGUCUCUAUCGAUUGUGGCUGGUGACCCUUUGGAUCAGUUUCGUUUGGUCAAGGUGUCUGGGAGCAAUGAAUAUAGAAUAAAAGCAACCAAAACAGUGGACUGGGAUCAUUUUCCUUAUGGCUACAAUUUAACGCUUCAGGCUAAGGACAAAGGCGCCCCACAGAAGUUUUCAGCAGUAAAGGUUGUACAUUUAUUUGUUGACAGACCCAAACCUGUGGAAGUUAAGUUUGAAAAAAGGGAAUACAAAGUGAAGCUUAGUGAGGUUUCACCACCUGGAGUUACUGUGGCUCUAGUCAAACUUUCCCCUGAGCCCCCUGAUGUGGAAUAUCGACUGAGUCCUAGUGAGGAUUCUCAGUCUUUUGCAAUAAACUCUCUUACUGGCCUAAUCACUACCACCCAAAAAUUUGAUAUCUUGACAAAGGAACACUUUGAGCUAGAAGUAAUGGAACUGGAAACCCAAUUGAAAACCAAAGUUAGUAUAACAGUGGAGGAUGCCAACAACCAUACUCCUGUUUUUGUGCAACCAUCAUAUGAAUGCUUUGUGAAUGAAAGUAUAGCUGUUGGCACAAAUAUUUUGACUGUUUCUGCCACAGACAGUGAUAGAGGGGAAAAUGGAUAUAUAACCUACAGUAUUGCCACUCUUCAGUCACUGCCAUUUGCAAUUAAUCAGUUUACGGGUGCUAUUAGCAUUGACAGUGAGCUUGAUUUUGAAUCAUCAUCAGAGAGUUUCACGUUUGUGGUCAGGGCUUCAGACUGGGGGUCACCUUAUAGACGUGAAAGUGAAGUUAAUAUCACCGUGCACCUGGAAAAUGUUAAUGAUAACAAGCCACUAUUUGAAAAAAUUGCCUGCCAAGGGGUUAUCUCCCAGGAUUUCCCUGUUGGUGGACAGAUAACAACAGUUUCAGCAAUAGACAUUGAUGAAAUGGAACUUGUCAAGUACAAAAUCCUCUCUGGAAAUGAGCAAGGUUUCUUUGACUUGAAUCCUGACUCUGGGGUUCUAUUGCUGAUGAAGCCACUGAUCACAGCCAAAGUCAAAAAUGGGGUUUUUAAUUUAAAAAUUAUAGCCACUGAUGGGGAGAACUUUUCUGACCCAAUGUUUGUGAACAUUUCCAUUGUUCAUGGCAAAGUGUCCUCAAAAAGUUUCAGCUGUAGGGAAACAAGAGUUGCCCAAAAACUUGCAGAAAAACUCAUGAAGAAGGCUAAAGCUAACACUGCUCCGAAAAUUGAAGAUGCUUUUAUAGAUCUGUAUUCAGUCAACAGGCAAACACCACAGUUUGACAAGUCCUUCCCAUCCGAAAUUUCAGUCCAGGAAGAUCUCCCAGUUGGAGCCAGUGUUUAUCAGAUCAAAGCUUGGGAUGGUGAUACCGGUUUCAAUGGCCAGGUAAUGUUUGUAAUCACUGAUGGAAAUAAGGAUAGCUGUUUUGAUAUUAAUAUGGAGUCUGGCUUAAUGAGCGUCUUAAUUCCAAUGGACCGUGAAAGAGUAGAUCGGUAUCUUUUGAAUAUAACCAUUUAUGAUCUUGGUUCACCUCAGAAAGCAACUUGGAGACUAUUAACAGUCAAUAUAGCAGAUGCAAAUGAUAACACUCCCCAGUUUUUACAGGAGAGCUACUCUGUUAUUCUUCCUGAAAAUACAAUACUUGGAACAGAAGUUGUUCAGGUUGAGGCUACUGACAAGGACCUGGGGCCAAAUGGGAAAAUUUCCUACAGCAUAAUAUCUAGCAUGACACCGUUUGCAGUUAACAGCUCUACUGGAAUAAUUUAUGUUGCAGGACAGCUUGACAGAGAGCUAAAAGAAAGUUAUCAUCUUAAAGUUGAGGCACGUGAUAAAGCAGAGAAGGGCCACCAAAGGUACUCAGUGGUUAGCGUGAAGAUUUCCUUAGAUGAUAUCAAUGACUGCCCACCCAUUUUUAUCCCAAAUGGCUACAGUGCUAAGAUCUUGGAAGAUCUCCCUAUUGGCACAGUCAUAGCCUGGCUGGAAACCCAAGAUCCAGACUUGGGCGUCGGAGGCCAGGUUAGAUAUUCUUUAGCAAAUGAUUAUAAUGGAAGAUUUGAGAUUGACAAAGCCAGUGGAGUGAUCCGUCUUGGGAAAGAGCUGGAUUAUGAAAAACAACAAUUUUAUAAUCUAACAGUGCGGGCAAAAGACAAAGGUCGUCCCACUUCACUCCUUUCUGUGUCAUUUGUGGAGGUAGAAGUGGUGGAUGUUAAUGAAAACUUUUAUGCUCCUUACUUUUUGGAUUUUGCACUUAUGGCAUCAGUGAAAGAAAAUGCCCGGAUUGGUACCAGUGUUCUUCAGGUUACUGCAAGGGAUGAUGACAUUGGAAGAGAUGGUGAGAUCCAGUAUUCCAUUCGGGAUGGGAGUGGACUUGGAAGAUUCACUAUUGAUGAAGAGACAGGUGUAAUAUAUACAGCUGACAUGCUUGAUCGAGAAACAACACCAUCCUACUGGCUCACAGUCUAUGCCACUGACCACGGUGUUAUUCCUCUGUAUGCCACAAUUGAAAUUUAUAUAGAGGUGGAGGAUGUAAACGACAAUGCACCUCUGACUUCAGAACCCAUCUACCACCCAUCUGUGAUGGAAAACUCCCCAAAGGAUGUAUCUGUGAUUCAGAUCCAGGCCCAUGAUCCAGAUACCAACUCGGGAGAUAAGCUGACUUUUCGCAUAUCCAGUGGAAAUCCACAGAAUUUUUUUGUUAUAAACUCCAAGACAGGUCUAAUUACCACAACAUCCCGAAAACUAGACCGUGAACAGCAGGCAGAACAUGUUUUAGAGGUGACUGUCAUGGAUGGAGGUCCCUCUCCUCGGCAGUCCACCGUCUGGGUGGUAGUCCAUGUCCAAGAUGAAAAUGAUAACAAGCCUCAGUUUGCUGAAAAAGUUUAUCAGAUUAAACUUCCAGAGCGUGACCGUCGUAAAAGAGGAGAUCCCAUAUACAGAGUGUUUGCUUACGACAAGGAUGAGGGAACCAAUGCUGAAAUUUCAUAUAGCAUAGUGGAUGGCAAUGAUGAUGGGAAAUUUUUUAUUGAUCCUAAAACCGCCGUAGUGUCCUCCAGGAAGCAAUUCACAGCUGGCAGUUAUGAUAUUCUCACGAUAAAAGCUGUAGACAAUGGUCGACCUCAAAAGUCUUCAACAGCUCGUCUGCACAUUGAAUGGAUUAAAAAGCCUGAUCCAUCUCCUGUGUCACUCAACUUUGACGAACCCUUCUACAAUUUCACUGUCAUGGAGACUGACAAGGUGACAGAGAUUGUGGGUGUGGUCUCCGUGCAGCAGGCAGUUACGCCACUCUGGUUCGAUAUUGUAGGUGGCAAACAUGCUCGAGAGAUGUUCUAUAUUCUUCAGACAUCUUGUGGCCAGAAUUGUUCAACUGAAGGUGGAAACUAUGACAGCAUGUUUGACAUUGAGAAAGGUGUUGGAACUAUUGUCAUUGCAAAACCUUUGGAUGCAGAACAGAAGUCCAUCUAUAAUAUGACAGUUGAAGUUACCGAUGGAGUGAACGUUGCUAGUACACAGGUGUUUAUCAGAGUUUUAGACAACAAUGAUAAUGGCCCCAUCUUCUCUCAGCAUAGCUAUGAAGUCACCAUUUCAGAGGAUACUAUUCCAGACACAGAAAUCCUCCAUGUCAUUGCCAGCGACAAAGAUGAGAAGCAUAAGCUGAGCUAUUCAAUUCACAGCAGCAUUGACCCUGUCAGCAUGCGCAUGUUUCGUAUUGAUCCCAGCACUGGAAUUAUUUACUCAGCGGAGAGGCUUGAUCGUGAGGUUCGGUCCCAGCAUAUACUCACUGUAAUGGUCAGAGACCAAGAGUUUCCUUAUAGGCGGAAUUUGGCAAGAGUCUUUUUGACUGUUGAUGAUGCAAAUGACCAUGCCCCAUACUUCACUAGCACUUUAUAUGAGGGUUCCAUGUUUGAGUCUGCAGCCAUUGGCUCUGCUGUCCUUCAAGUGACAGCUUUGGACCGAGAUAAAGGAGAAAAUGCAGAGCUCCGCUUUUCAAUAGAAGCUGGUAAUACAGGAAAUACAUUCAAAAUUGAUCCUGUACUGGGUAUCAUUUCAGUUGCCAAAGAGCUUGAUGUGUCCUCCAUUGGCCAUUACGUCAUCACAGUGAAAGUCAGUGAUCAUGGAUCUCCACCGUUAGGAGCCACAACCAUGGUCCGGAUCUCAGUAACUAUCUCUGAUAAUUCCCACCCUAAAUUUCCCCAUAAAGAAUACCAGGCAGAAGUGAAUGAAAAUGUGUCAGUUGGUACUUCUGUUGCAACAAUAACAGCACUGAGCCAAUCUACUCUAAUUUAUGAGAUCAAAGCUGGUAAUACUGAAAGAACUUUUAAAAUCAAUCAGUAUGCAGGAGUGAUAACUACACAAAGAAAUCUUGAUUUUGAACAUAUUUCUUCAUAUGCUUUAGUUGUUCAAGGAACUAACAUGGCAGGUAUGUCUUCAAAUGUGACUGUUAACAUCCAGGUACUUGAUGAAAACGAUAACCCUCCUGUCUUCCAGCAAUCCAAGUAUACUGGAAUUAUAAGUGAGGCUGUACCCAUCAAUAGUGUUGUCAUGAGCACCAAUGAUCUUCCACUUCUGAUAAAAGCCACAGAUGCAGACCAAAAUCAGAAUGCACUCCUUGUUUACGAGAUUGUUGAAGAUACAGCCAGAAUGUUUUUCUCAGUGGACUCAAGCACAGGAUCUGUGAGAACUAUUGCCAGUUUAGAUGCAGAAACAAUUGCAAGCUUUCACUUCCAUGUACAUGUUAGAGAUAGUGGGAGACCACAACUGACAGCAGAAAAUCCAGCUGAAGUAAUCAUAGAGGUGACUGACACAAAUGACUCUCCUCCAAAGUUUUCUCAGGAGGUGUAUGAAACUGUUAUGUUACUUCCAACAUACACAGGAGUUGAGGUGUUGCAGGUUUCUGCUACUGAUCCAGAUGUUCAAGUUCCAACUCAGCUGGCAUACUCCCUAUUUGAAACAGAGACCAAUAAUUUUUUAAUGGAGCCAAAGAGUGGAGUUCUUACAGUAAGAAAUAAUAGCUUUACAAAGGAUCGGUAUCAGCUGCAUGUCAAGGUUUCUGAUGGAAAAUUUUUCAACACUGCAAUAGUGAACAUUUUAGUUAAGGAAACCAUUGAAAGUGGCCUCUACUUUACUCAUAGCAUGUACUCUACAUCAAUCCCAGAAAAUAAUGCUAAUAUAACAAAAGUUGCAGUUGUGAAUGCUAUAGGAAACCGCUUGAAUGAACCCCUCAAGUACAGUAUUUUAAAUUCAGGUAACAAGUUUAAAAUUAAACCAACAUCAGGAGUGAUUCAGACCACUGGAAUUCCAUUUGAUCGCGAAGAACAGGAAAUCUAUGAGCUGUUGGUUGAAGCAAGCCGUGAGCAUGACCAUCUGCGUGUUGCUAGGGUAGUCAUUAAAGUUCAGGUUGAAGACAUCAAUGAUAAUGUACCAGUCUUUGUAGGACUUCCUUACUAUGCUGCCGUUCAGGUAGAUGCUGAACCUGGGGCUCCAAUCUAUCGAGUCACAGCAUUUGAUCAAGAUAAAGGCAUUAAUGGGGAAGUAUCCUACUUCCUCAAGAAUGACCACAAGCACUUUGAAAUUAAUAGGCACACUGGUGAAGUCACCUUGAAAGAAGCAUUUGAAUCUGACCUGUCAAAUACUGAUUACCAUGUCACCGUAAUUGCAAAGGAUAGUGGGAGCCCACCACUCUCUGCCUCUGUUGAACUCCCAAUCACAGUGGUGAACAAAGCCAUGCCAGUUUUUGAUAAGCCUUUCUAUGCAACAUCUGUUAAUGAAGAUAUUGAAGCACAUACUCCCAUUUUGAGUAUCAAUGCCACCAGUCCUGAAGGUCAGAACAUUAUAUAUACUAUUGUAGAGGGUGAUCCUUAUAACCAGUUUAACAUUGAUUUUGACACAGGUGUUUUAAGCGUUAUUAGUUUGUUAGAUUAUGAGGUCACCCCCAGCUUUAGGCUUACUGUAAAGGCAACUGACUCGCUUACUGGGGCCAGAGCUGAGGUGACUGUUGACAUUGCUGUGCAAGAUAUUAAUGAUAACCCACCGGUUUUUGAAAAAUCUACGUACAAAGCCACCUUGCAAGAAACGUCCAUGAUUGGGACUCCUGUUGUUCAAGUUUUGGCUACAGACAAGGACUCCGGUAACAACCGACUGAUAUAUUAUCAGAUUGUUCCAGAUUCAUACAACAGUACAGAGUACUUUCAUAUUGACAGCAGUAGUGGACUUGUGCUGACGGCAAGGAGUUUAGACCAUGAACUGAUACAGCGAUAUGAUCUUCUCAUCAGAGCUACGGAUAAUGGAUUUCCAUCUUUGAGUAGUGAUGUGUUAGUCACUGUUUACGUCAGUGAUAUGAAUGAUAAUCCUCCCAUCUUUAAUCAGCUGCUGUAUGAGUCCUUUGUAAGUGAACUUGCUCCCAAAGGCCAUUUUGUCACCUGUGUGCAAGCAUCAGAUGCAGAUAGCUCAGAUGCUGAAAACCUGGAAUACAGUAUCUUGUCUGGAAAUGACCGUAUGUACUUCGUUAUGGACAGGAAAUCAGGUGUCAUCACUUUAUCCAAUAACAGAAAGCAGAGGAUAGAUCCCAUUUACAGCCUGAAUGUCUCUGUGUCUGAUGGUGUGUUCACAAGCACAGCACAAGUACACAUCACUGUUCUAGGUGCAAAUCUUUAUACUCCUAUGUUUUCUCAAAGCGUUUAUGUGGCAGAAGUUCGAGAAAAUGCAGCUGUAGGAUCCAAAGUCAUCCAAGUUAAAGCUACUGAUGCAGAUUCAGGAUCUUUUGGUGAAGUUACCUACUCUUUUGUCAAUGACAUUGGGAAAAAUCAAUUUUCAAUUGAUAACACUGGUCAAGUCACCACGCAGGAAAAGCUUGACAGAGAAAAUCCUUUGGAUGGAGGUAUUAUUACGAUAAUGGCUGCUGAUGGGGGUGGGAGAGCAUCCUUUUGCACCAUUAGGAUAAUUCUGAUUGAUGAGAAUGAUAAUGCUCCUCAGUUUCGCGCUUUAGAGUACAGAGCAAGCCUGAAAGCAGAUGUAGGAAAAGGUUUUCUUGUUACACAAGUGCAAGCCUUUGACCCAGAUGAUGGAGCCAAUGCACGGAUAACCUACUCCUUGUAUAGUGAGGCACAUGUUCCUGUUGCAGAUAUUUUGGAAAUUGAUCCAGACAAUGGAUGGAUGGUCACCAAAGGAAGUUUCAGUCAUCUCAAAAAUUCAAUCCUCUCUUUCUUUGUGAAAGCAGUAGAUGGUGGUAUUCCAAUGAAACAUUCUCUUAUUCCUGUUUAUAUCCAUGUUUUACCUCCAGAGAGUACCAUUCCUUCCUUCACUCAACCUCAGUAUUCCUUUACUAUCCCCGAAGACACUCCAAUAGGUGCCAUUAUUGGUUCUGUCUACCUAACGCCAGGACCCCCAGUAAUCUUUAGCACCAUAAAUGGUAUUUUGAGUGAAAAUAAUCAUCAGGAUGUGUUUGUCAUUGAAAAAGAUACUGGGACUCUAAAGUUGGACAAAGCUAUUGACCAUGAAGUCACUGAGGUGUUUCAUUUUAAAGUGUCAGCCACAUUAAAACAAGGUCGAAUAGAUGCAAUAUCUAUUGUCGAUGUGGAAAUUAAAAUCUUAGAUUUAAAUGAUAACAAGCCUAUGUUUGAUGCAAAUCCUUAUGAAGCAAUUUCAAUGGAAGGAAUACCCCUUGGAACCAGAAUAAUUCAGGUCAGAGCUCUGGACCCAGACUGGGGUGCAAAUGGACAAGUAACAUACAGCCUGGCACCUCUUGAUUCAUCUGUUUCAAACCUUGCAGAUAGCUUUACUAUUGAUAGCAAUACUGGAUGGAUCAGCACCUUGAAAGACCUUGAUCAUGAGCAGCAUCCUUCUUACACCUUUGCCGUGGUAGCCUCAGACCUUGGAGAGACCAUUUCACUUUCUUCCACAGCAACUAUCUCAGUAGCCAUAACAGAUAUGAAUGACAAUGCGCCAAAUUUUUCUUAUGAUGUUUAUAAAGGCAUGGUGAAGGAAAGUGACCCUCCAGGGGAAGUGGUAGCUGUUUUAAAAACACAAGAUGAUGACACAUCUGAUAUAAACCGCCAAGUCAGCUUCCAUAUAACAGGGGGAAAUCCAAAAGGAAAGUUUGCUCUGGGGCUGGUUCAGAAUGAAUGGAAAGUCUAUGUGAAGAGACCAUUGGAUCGAGAAGAUCAAGAUCUGUACCUGCUGAACAUCACUGCAACAGAUGGAUUGUUUGUCACACGGACAAUGAUUGAAGUUGCCGUUACUGAUGCUAAUGAUAACAGCCCUGUCUGUGACCAGGCAUUGUACAGUGCUUCAUUCUUGGAAAAUAUACUCCCCAAUGAAAUUAUUCUGAGGGUACGAGCUGAAGAUGCUGACAUUGGUUCCAAUGCAGAAAUCCAGUACUCAUUACAUGGACAUGGAGCAGAUGAUUUCUUUUUGGAUCCUGAAAAUGGCGAACUAAAAACCUUGUCACCUUUGGAUCGGGAGGACACCCCUGUGUAUAACUUGAUCGCCAAAGCUGAAGACGGAGGAGGCCGUUACUGCCAGUCAGAGAUAGUCCUUUCUGUGGGGGAUGUAAAUGACAAUCCUCCUGUGUUCUCCAGUGAUCAUUACACAGCAUGCAUAUAUGAGAACACUGCCACAAAAGCCUUACUAACCAGACUGCAGGCAACUGAUUCAGAUGAAGGCAUGAACAGGAAGGUGAUGUAUUCGUUAGAGGAUUCGGCCAAUGGACACUUCUCCAUUGAUAAGUCAUCUGGAAUCAUCGCUCUGGAGAAGUCACUGGACCGGGAGCUGCAGAGCUCAUAUAACAUAACAGUUAAGGCUUCUGAUGAGGGUGCCCCUAUCAAACUGUCAUCUCUGGUCACAGUCACAAUCACUGUGCUGGACAUCAAUGAUAAUCCACCAGUAUUUGAAAGGAGGGACUAUUUAGCAACAGUUCCUGAGGACAUUGCUCCAGGCAUGAAAGUUUUGACUGUUUUUGCAACAAGCCAGGAUAUUGGCACCAACGCAGAAAUUUUCUACAGCAUCCGCUCUGGAAAUGAGCAUGGAAAAUUCCUUAUUGAUUCCAAGUCAGGAGUAAUUUCAGUUUAUAAAGAGCUGGACUUUGAAACAUGUAAAGAUUACUUCCUGACAGUGGAAGCCAAAGACGGAGGUACCCCACCUCUAAGUGCUGUUACUACAGUGAACAUCAACCUGACGGAUAUAAACGACAAUGCACCAAUGUUCAGCCAAGAUAUCUACAGUGCUGUGAUCAGCGAAGACUCAUCCAUUGGGGAUUCAGUUGUCAGGUUAACGGCUGAGGAUGCAGACAGUCCUGUAAAUGGGCAGAUUCUUUUUUCUAUUGUAAGUGGAGAUCGGGAAAAUCAGUUUUUCAUUGAUCCAAUGAGCGGUCUAAUGAAGGUCAAUAAACACCUUGAUAGAGAGAUGGUCUCUGGAUAUUCACUGACUGUGCGGGCUUUGGACAGUGGCUCACCAGCUAUGUCAUCCACUGUGGUGGUGAACAUUGAUAUCUCUGAUGUUAAUGACAACCCUCCACUCUUCUUGCCAUCUAAUUACACUGCCGUAAUUCAGGAAAAUAAGCCUAGAGAUACCAGCAUUGUCCAGCUUUCUGUGACAGACAGGGACUCCUCCCAAAAUGGUCCUCCUUUUCAGUUUGAUAUUCUGUCUGGAAAUGAUGGAAAGGAAUUUACACUGGAGCCAAAUGGAGUUUUGAAAUCCAACAUGAUCUUUAGGCAAGAAGAUGCAACCGAAUAUGUUCUUCAUGUUCAGGCCAAAGAUUCAGGGAAGCCUCAGCUUUCUUCAACUGCCUACAUCUUUGUUCGUGUUAUUGAGGAGAGCAUCCAUAAGCCAGUUGCCAUUCCUCUGGAGAUAUAUAUUGUGACAAUGGAAGAUGAGUUUCCAGGAGGAGUCAUUGGCAAAAUCCAUGCCACAGACCAGGAUGUCUAUGAUGUUCUUACUUUCUCCCACAAAUACCAACAGAAAAGUCUAUUUAAGAUCAAUGGUAAAGAUGGGAAGAUAAUUGCACUGGGGGGAUUGGAUACAGGAAAGUAUGUCUUAAAUGUAACAGUGAGUGAUGGACGUUAUACUGUGCCUGUGGAUGUUAUUAUCCAUGUGGAGCAGGUAACACCUGACAUGCUUCAAAACUCAGUCACCAUUCGCUUUGAGAGCGUGUCACCAGAAGAUUUUGUUGGACUUCACCUCAGAGGUGUCAAACGAACUCUUCGAAACAUUGUAUCCUCACAGAAGCAAGACAUCCUUCACAUCCUAAGUAUCCAACCAGUGUCAGGGACAAGUCAGCUUGACAUGUUAUUUGCUAUACAAACUCAAGGUGGAGGGUUCUACAAAGCAGCCUACCUCACCCAGAAGCUCAGUGCCUCCAGGAGACAUUUGGACAAUGUGCUCCGUAUCUCUGCCAUCUUGGAUAAAAACUGUUCAGGACUGGAAUGUCAAGAACAACUUUGUGAGCAAACCAUCUCUUUGGAUUCACACUCCCUGGUGACCUAUAGCACUGCCAGAAUCAGUUUUGUGUCACCCCGCUUCUACCGGAACACCAGAUGCAGCUGCAGUGGUAGUGCUUGUCCUGGAGUUUCUGAACCAUGUGAAGACAAUCCAUGUCCAGGAGACAUGCAGUGCGUUGGAAUGAGGACUAGCCGCAGGCCUUUUGCCUGUCAGUGCCCCUCUGGCAAACUGGGAGACUGUGCAGGUCACACAUCCCUCAGUUUCUCAGGUAACAGCUACAUUAUGUACCGGGUCUCAGACAUUCAUAAGCCCAGUGAACUAAAGCUAGGAUUACGCUUGAGGACUCUGCAGAGCAAAGGCAUCAUCAUGUACACAAGAGCAGAUCACUGCAUUAUCCUCAAGAUUGAAGAUGGCAAACUUUGGUUCCAGUUGGACUGUGGCAACAGCCCAGGAAUUCUGGGAAUCUCAGGAAGGACUAUUAAUGAUGGGAACUGGCACUCUGUAUUUCUGGAGCUUAACCGCAAUUUCACAAGCCUGUCAUUGGAUGAUAUUUAUGUGGAACGCCGCAGGGCCCCUUUUCAUUUCCAGCCUCUCGGCACGGAUGGGUCUAUAUAUUUUGGUGCACAGGUGCAUCCACCAAAUGCAAGAAGCCUGACAGAUAAGAAAAGUCCUCAGGUCCUGGGUGGUUUCCAGGGUUGCCUGGACUCAGUCACUUUGAACAACAAUGAGCUGCCACUUCAGAACAAACGCAGCCACUAUGCAGAAGUUCUAGGACUGACAGAGCUGAAGCUGGGCUGUGUGCUCUACCCUGAUGCCUGCAGAAGAAAUCCUUGCAAGAACGGUGGAACUUGUGCAGCCCUGCCAUCUGGUGGUUUUGAGUGUAGUUGUACCACCCAGUUCACAGGAGGACACUGUGAGACAGAAAUUACCUCUUGUUAUCCAAACCCAUGUCAGAACGGUGGUACCUGCACUCCACUAGGAAGCUCAUUUCACUGCAGCUGCAGACAAGGGAUUAUAGGACUCACGUGUGAAGAAGAUGUCAACGAAUGUGAAACUGAGGUGUGUGAAAAUGGUGGAAACUGUGUCAACACAUUUGGCUCCUUCUACUGCAAUUGCACCCCAGGCUAUGUGGGUCAACACUGCGGACUCAGACCAGUGGUGGUCCCCAAUAUCCAAGCAGGCCAUUCUUAUGUUGGCAAGGAGGAGCUCAUUGGCAUUGCUGUAGUGCUAUUUGUCAUUUUUGUUCUUAUUAUUUUGUUCAUUGCCUUCAGAAAAAAAGUAUUUCGUAAAAACUACUCAAGGAAUAACAUUACCUUAGUCCAGGACCCAGCUACAGCUGCUCUUCUCAAUAAAGCCAAUGGCAUUCAGUUCAAGAACUUAAGGAACAAUACUGACCCUCGUAACAUCUAUCAAGAUCCUGGGGGGCCACCACAGGUGCCUGUGCGACCCAUGGCUUACACACCAUGUUUCCAGAGUGACUCUCGGAACAACUUGGACAAGAUUGUGGACAGCUUAGGUGUGGAGCACACGGAGAUGACCACUUUUCAUCCAGAGUCUCCUCGGAUACUUACCACACGGAGAGGUGUAGUGGUAUGCAGUGUGGCUCCCAAUCUGCCUCCAGUGUCGCCCUGUCGCUCAGACUGUGAUUCCAUCAGAAAGACUGCCUGGGAAGUGGAUACAGAAGGUAAAAUGGUAGAUGUGGUUGAAGAAGUAACUUGCUUUUCAGGCAGUAAUAAGGGCAGCAAUUCAGAGGUCCAGUCUCUGAGCUCCUUCCAGUCAGACUCUUGUGAUGACAAUGCUUCCAUAGUGACCGUCAUAAGACUAGUCAACGAUGCUGUUGACACAAUCGAAAAUGAAGUGUCUGUCAUGGAUCAAGGGCAGAACUACAACAGAGCUUAUCACUGGGACACUUCAGACUGGAUGCCAGGUACCCGUUUGCCAAACAUUGAAGAGGUGCCCAAUUAUGAGGCUGGGGAUGGCUCUUCAGCACCUAUGGGCAGCAGCAGAGAACUGGAAACAGACUAUUACCUUGGAGGCUAUGAUAUUGACAGUGAUUUCCCUCCACCUCAUGACGAAGUGUUUCUAAGCCAGGAUCAGCUUCCACCUCCUCUUCCUGAAGAAUACCAGGACCAUUAUGAUACCUUGCCCGCUCCUCAGCCUGCCUCAGUGGAAAGCACUUUGAGCAGCAGCAGUAGCCGUCAGCGGCCACAGUUCCACCCCAGUCAGUACCUCCCUCCACAUCAGUUCCCUGGUGACAUGGAGACCUUGGGAGGACAAACAGCAGAAGAUUUCAGCAGUUUUUCCAGAGGCUCUCAGCAAGGCCUAGAAACAGACAGUGCGGACAAUGGGGACAACCUGUCCAUGAGGCUGUCCACGAAUGCCUCCUCUUCUGAUGUUUCUGCCAUCUGCGGCUUUGACUCCGAAGCAGCAGUAAGUGACUUUGAGAGCAUAGAAGAUGCGAACUUUGACAAUAUUCACAUCCCUUUUAUGGAAACUCAACAGCAGACCCAGGUGUGACAUAUGCAGUCUCGAUUAAAGCAGAAGCACCUUUGUAGGUAAUAUGUCCCUAUAGGAACAAGAACUAAUAUGGUCGACUUGGUGUAAAAUACAGGAAAAAACUUUGAAGAAAAGCACGCGAGUAUUUAGGAAUCUGGAACCAUUGAACUCUGUCACCUCCUGCCUGCUGCUAGUUUUCUAAUGAUUGCUGUGUUACCUUAAGCACAUAUUAACUGGACAAAAAAACAAGUAAAACACGCAAUCGUUGAGCCUGUAAUACUGAAGGAAAGCAGAGCAGCACAUUUCUUGACAAUCAGGUAAUGUUACAGCUUCCAAGGGAUCAUCUGUUGUCUGCACGCAAGCGUGUAGCGGGUCCGUCAAGCUAUUAAACCACUUUUAACAUAGCAUGUCUGUGCCAAAACCAGACAAACGGGCAUUCAUUCAUAUCUCAAAAGAUAAAUAAAUGAAUAAAUACGAAAGCGCUGUCAUGGAAACUCAACACAUUUUUGUGUUCUCCUAAGGAUACUAAGAUUUUGAACUUCUUAUUUCUUCAUUCAAAUGUUUACAGCCUUCAUUAUAGACGGCUUGCUAACUUUUCUCCUCCAUGAUGUUUAAAUUGUAUUUCAACAAAACAGGUUCAUUUUUAAAAGUUUACAUUGAUAGAAAUUGCCAAAAGGAAAUCACACAGGAGAACCACACACAGGAGGGUUUGCCUUUUUAAAGGGAGUGACGUCUAACUCCACGCUUAAUUAUAGAAACCGUGUAAAGUAUAUUGGCAGAGGGGCUCGGUUUGAACCAUUUUCCUAUUUCUUUGUUCAAGGAGUGCAAAAAGGUCCAAGAAUGUUUACAAAUGGGACAAGACCUUGAAGUUUGUUUGUUUGUGUGUUUGUUUUUUUGGGUUAUUGACUAGUUCUGUCGUUCUAAUCCCUUCUUCAUCCGGCUCUAGAAGUAUUCAUGUCGACUGCUUAAAUGGAAAGUUUCUUCCAGAUCUCCACUCUUACUGCAGCUUUCAAUAUCAUACACUUGUUAUAUCUCACAUUUCUCUAUGUUACAGAAUUAAUUGUAUGCUAUUUUAUUGUAAAGAUACAAAGCUAAGUGUGUGUGACUUGAUUUAAAACAGCACAAGGUGACAACAAUGUAAAGGGAAAUUUUCAAUUUAAUUUAUUCUUAUAAAAUGCCUGUUACUCAUCUGAAUCAUGGAGCUGCACACAUUUACAAAUUUACAUAGCCAAACAGUGUUAGCCAUUUUCAAUAAAACUGGAUCAUAAUGUAACAGCAUAUUAAUAACUACAAUGAAAAUUUAAGGCCACCAGGCAGUGAGAAGGGAAAGCCGAAAUCCAGUUUUUUAGAGAGCCCCCUCUCUGGGCACUCCAGCAAUACGCCAUAGUACAAGCACACCAGAAACAUUCCACCUGUCAUCUCAAGCGGAUUCCACACUCAGCCUACUGAAGGGCCUGCCUGAGAUUCCCUCCUCAUCAACGCACCGUCUAAAAAUGCUCUAUUCUUCCGUCUGUCCUGCAUUUCUUUUUCAUGGAUUUCAUAACAUUGGUCUUGAUGCGCAUUGUAAAAAGAGACUAUUGUGAUAUAAAUUACAUUAAACAGCAGUGUACUAGAGGGCAAUUACUGUAGUGGACCAUGCACACUUUCUGUGCAUUUCUUAUAAACUGCAUUGUGAAAAGUAACUCAGUAGAAGUCAAUAGCAGCGUUUUAUUAGAAGCAAUGCUAUCGGGCUCUGUUUGGAGAGAUGACCAACUACAACAACAUCGGAGCCAGUGGUGGGAGAUAAAACAAUGUCCUUUGUGACUUUUACCGCAGUGUUUUUCUUAGUACAGUGGAACCUCUAGAUACGAGUUUAAUUCAUUCCAGCACUGAGCUUGUAUAGCGAAUUUCUCGUAUCUAGAACAAACAUCCCCAUUGAAAAUAAUGGAAAUCCAGUUAAUCCGUUCCGCAUCCCAAAUAUAUUAACAUAAAAAUCAAUUUUCCUAACAAAUAACACUGAUAAAUUAUAUAUACUGUAAUCUACCUUUAAUAAAUAACAUUGGUAAAUAAUAUAACUGAUUAUUAAAAGAAUUAAAACAGGUGUCCAAAGUGCAGUAGAGCAUUCAAUAAAUCUUUAAAUAAAUAAUCCUUAAAACAGUUGUGAAGUGGAGGUUUAAAAUACACAAGAAUAACAAUCCUUUAACACGAGAUUAAAACGUCAACAGGAAGCAGUCUUCAAAAAACAGAUGACAAUCCUCGGUGCUUCUUCUCUGUUAGCGUCUCACCUGCUUCUCCCAUGCGGGCUCUGCAACAGGCGAGACACUUAAUGCAGCUGACCUUCUCUACACCGUCCUGCUUCAGCUGUUUGGGUCGCCUGUUCAGCUACACGCGAGCCUGCACUCGCUCGCUCUCUCGCACCGACUUCCUACUGCUGCGGAUUCCUGCCUCCUCCUGCAACCUCCGUUCUCUCUCCUCUCUUUUCUUUUCUUUUACUUCUUCUCCCCCUUAACCGGCUCGCGCUUCUCUAUAUAUGCGAGGAAGACAUGGCAGCUGCUAGGGUUACCACUUUUAAUACAAAAAAAUAAGGGACGCAUACGUAUUGAUUCAAAACGGGACGCGCAAUUUCAUUCUCAAAUACGGGACGAUUCCGUAUUUUAAAGGACGGGUGGCAACCCUGCCCAGGCCGUCAGCCAAAGGACAAAUCAUGGAUGUGGGCAGUUUCCCACCUGUGCACUUAGGUGAGAAACGCAGACACCGCAGAUCGCCCUGAGGCUCGCUACAGCUACCACACCCCCUCCCUAAGCGGCGAGCUAUACCCACAGCCUGGCUCGUGGCUCGUUACGUGAGCCAAUGCUCAUAUUUAGAUCUGAAUUUUUCACUCAUACUUUCCUCGUAUUUUGAAUUUCUCGUAUACAGAGGUGAUCGUAUCUCGAGGUUCCACUGUACAUUCUAAUUUAGAUUACAUUAGUGUGUGUGUGUGCCCUGCGGUGGGCUGGCACCCUGCCCGGGGUUUGUUCCUGCCUUACGCCCUGUGUUGGCGGGGAUUGGCUCCAGCAGGCCCCCGUGACCCUGUGUUAGGAUAUAGCGGGUUGGAUAAUGGAUGGAUUAGAUUAGAUUAGAUUAGAUUAGAUUAGAUUAGAUUAGAUGAAUUUCCCUAUGGGAUUAGUAAAAUUUUAAAUACAUACAGCAACAGAAACAUACAGACUCACAGGACUGUUUAUAAUAAUGAGUACAUUGUUAAUUUAUAUCUUGCUGGUCUUCAUGCCUCUGAUUAGCAGAUCCUAGGUACAAAUCCCAUGGCCAGUCAUUCUGUGGGUAGAAUGUGUCCAUUCUCUCCAGGUUUAUAUGGUUUCCCUCCCACAUCGAUGUUAGGUUAGUUGGCGGCUAUAGAUUAGCCCCUGUGUGUGUAAAGGUGGGUGGGUGAGCCCUGUGGUGGGCCUGCCAGGAUGGGCUCCGGCUCCUAAGACCUCCAGAUUGGGUCAAACAGGUUUGAGACUCUUGCGCUGUCUUUAAUUCGGUAAGGUGGUGCUAUUCUAUCCUGAGCCUUCCCAGAGUAAAUCAUUCCACUAAAUCACAUUUCAGAAGACACUAACUGCACAUUUCUGACGUUUUUUUAAAUUGUGUUUUUUUACUUAAAUCACCUGAAGUUUAUAUGAUGCUCCGGACUACGCAGCAAUGACAAAGUAAACAGCAGUAUUUUUCUUGGAAACCUCUAGGAUACAGUAUGUAAUUAAAAAAAUAAGCACAUGCCAUAACAUAAAAAUUAAAAAAAAUGUGUUUUGCGCUGUACAAAAAAAAAAAAAAAUGUUAUUUUUACUCUAAAUCAGAUUUUUUUGAAUUGUCGUCAUGUAAUAUAACAAUGCCUGGAAGUAGCAGGCUUUUUUUUUUUUUUUUGUAAAAGAUGUAAGUUUGUGUUCAAAUUGUCUGUAUAAAGUGUAAAUAACUAGGUUGUUAAAAAUGCAAGAUUUUGUAGAUAUUUAAUGCCAAUCAAGCUGCCUUUUUAAUUAUUUUGUUGUUAUAUGUGAAUGUUUCUGAGGGGGCAGUUUGAAUUUAUGGUUAACUUAACCAGUUUUUGUUUUGUUCUGUUUUACAUACAGUAGAUCUGUAGAAAAGAAGGAUGGCAGAGUCUGUUUUUUUUUUUGUUUGUUUUGUACUCUUAUUCCAUCUUUAAUGAUGGUCUGUCAAAAUGUUUCAACUUCAUGUAACCACUUAUUCUGGAGUCUGCACAACGUCGAACGGGCACAACAAGCUCGGUUUCUUUCUGCUGGUGUGAUGUUGUGUCUGGAAUGGCAAAGGCCCGCUUGUCGAGUGUGAGCGGUCAUCACAACCCCAGCCGAGUCAUUCACCCAUAUUGUUUAGCCAUGCUGUACUGUAUUUUUGGCAGUAUUAAACAUGUAGUUUAAUUACAUGAGGCAAAUGUACAAACUGGUUUCUUUUUUAAACUGCUGUUUGUGUAAAAACAAUAAAAAAUAAAAUACUUGA
This is a messenger RNA of Erpetoichthys calabaricus (reedfish), 19132 nucleotides long. RefSeq names its product FAT atypical cadherin 3a (gene fat3a). The coding region runs from base 851 to 14692 and encodes 4613 amino acids. The transcript is spliced from 29 exons. NCBI's taxonomy places the organism in Eukaryota, Metazoa, Chordata, Cladistia, Polypteriformes, Polypteridae. Gene Ontology annotation, molecular function: calcium ion binding. Gene Ontology annotation, cellular component: plasma membrane. Gene Ontology annotation, biological process: homophilic cell-cell adhesion. The record is from RefSeq and is a predicted model, not a curated record.